UUUCCGCAAGCUCGGGUUCUCAACGAGCAAAUACGUUGAGGUGUUCGACGAAGUGGAGAUGAGAUUUGCCUGGGAUCCAGACACAUCGCAACCCAAGGAUGUGGAUAAGUGGAUGUCCUCCUGGGCUGAAGAAGGAAAUGAAGACGCAAGAGAGCUGCGUAAAUUGUUGAUUUGAUAUGAAUCUGAAGAAUCGGCGCACGUGACAAGUCCGACGCCCACGCAUCACAGCCUGUCCGCUGCGGAAGGAAUGGAAUCCUCCUGGCUCCGGCCUCACUGGGCGACGUUUAAGAGAGGUCUCCCCCUUCUGUAUCCUCCAGGAGAGGCGCUAUCUGCGGUGAUGCAAAGCUCUUCCGUUCUGGCGCCACAUGACCCAAUGCCCGCGUCCACAGCACCAGCAACGUCAAAUCGGCCUCCGUUGCUGAGGCUCCCUGUUGAGCUUAUGCAGAAAAUCUCGUUUCAGUUACUUGUGGAGGUUCAUGGGCAUGUUGUAGAGGCUUUCGACUUGGCAAGCUUCUCUUCAACAUGCAAGGACAUCAGGCUCCUGACGGAGCCUGUGUUGUUCAGAGAAAUCUCCGUGUUUGAGGAAAGAGAUCUGCUUAGUGUUUCUAGAAUCCCACGUAGAUUACUCUCCCAACUAAGAGCUCUCGUAAUAUUCUUGGAUCCCCCAUUCGUUGCGGCAUGGAAAGACACUAGGAAUUUCAUCUCAGAAGCAUCAUUUCCUCCUCCGGGCCCCCCAAUAUAUCCACUUAUCUAUAUCCCUCUUGCUCGCAUCAUUGCCAAUGCACCGCUUAUCCAAAGCCUCUCAUUUAAAAUGGCGGAAAGCACCGGUCCAGGAUCAGCCUGGCGGAAAUUUUCGCUCACGAGUCAUCUUUUACCCAAUACGGGACUAACCCCCAUUACUCCCUCACCACUGACAUUAGAUCCUCACCUACACGCGGCUCUGUCCAUGCCGCUCCUGGGUCUUCCAAACACGCUCCUCCUCCCGAAUGUCACUAGGCUCCAUCUUGACAGUUUCGAAGGCGUUGACGCUUUGUUGAAGCUCACUCCGAAUUUGAAGGAGCUUCGUGUCCGCAACUCUGGUGGAUUUGACAUACAUUGCACGCGACGCUUCGUGAAAGGUUUGGAGUAUGUGAGAAGUGUCGAGGUUCUGGAGUUCAUGCCGGAGGGCUUGACUCUUCGUGCAGAAGAGACCACCGGUGGUGAGGAGUUUCCCGCUGGCCCUCUUGGCCUUUUGACGGCGAUUGGGAACACGCUGCCUAAUUUAAAAAGCUUGUCGCUGCGUACGUGUUGGUUCGGUUAUGGGAUAUCAUUCGUUUCAUUUUCAAUCGAAGAAAAGGUAAGGCUAUCCAAUCUCUGCCCCACCAACCUUCGUAAAUCUCCACCUGCAGGACCUAUUCGAGGGCCUUUGCACACUCACAAACCUGACGCAUCUGCACCUUCCCGUCAACCUCAUCACGCCGAAGGAAUUUGAUGCGAUUGAUGUCCGCCGACUCCCCAUAACCGUCACACACAGAGAAAGCUUCCGGCAGGGACGGGACUGGGCAUACAGCGCCAUUCAAGAACGUGAACUGGCCGUCCUUCACAGGUUACGUAACUCCCAGGCGGGGAAGUCCGGAAUGCACAAUUUAGAGAGUCUGGGUUGGGUGAGGUUCACACCUGAUUCGGGUAGGGUGGAAUGCGCGGUCGAUUAUCGCGUAUUGGAUGAAGGUCUUUCCAGUAAGCUUGCAGAUGCAACAAACGAUUAU
This is a messenger RNA of Cantharellus anzutake, 1745 nucleotides long. RefSeq lists its product as uncharacterized. Bases 248 to 1471 code for a protein of 407 amino acids. The record is from RefSeq and is a predicted model, not a curated record. The transcript has 2 exons. NCBI's taxonomy places the organism in Eukaryota, Fungi, Basidiomycota, Agaricomycetes, Cantharellales, Hydnaceae.